CUAUAUUUUAAAAAUUUUCUAAAAAUGAGAAUAAUUGCUUUGAUAUGUAUGCUCUUCGGCGUUUUCGCCUUGUCGUACGCGGCAAGCACCACUUGGGGUGCUCGCACUGACGAUAGUGCCGUUAUACUUUCGAAAAAACUCCUUCUGGCACCAAUAAAAAAUAAGCAUCAGAUUGCUGUAUUCGACAUACCCGUAGCGAAUUCCAGUAACAGCAAAAUAAUUACUUCGAUUUACUUGCAAGAUCAAUUCAAAAAUAGCUCCGGCCCAAUAAAUACUUUGCUCUAUGGUGGUGUCGGUUUAACGUAUGCUUCUCUAGAAGUAAGAACUUUGCGCGGCGCUGGUCUGAAUGUUACUUGCAUCGUUUAUGGCAAAUAAAUUUGAAAAUGUCUUGUAGGCAAACUUUUCUUCUGGAUAUUUAUGUAAAUUUUAAAUAAACACUUUUGCAUGUC
Molecule: messenger RNA, 449 nt
Organism: Rhagoletis zephyria (snowberry fruit fly)
Lineage: Eukaryota; Metazoa; Arthropoda; Insecta; Diptera; Tephritidae
Source: RefSeq, a predicted model, not a curated record